AUGCUUAAAGGGUUAAGGAAAAGAGCUCUGAUUCUACUGUUAACUUCUGCUGUACUGCAACCAGUUGGUAACAAUGAAUCAAACUAUGAUAAAGUCUUGAAUCAAGUCCAUGAUUUCGAAAUAGCCUUACAGGCUAUGGAUUUCCUUCUUGAUGAUAGAACUGAAGAAGGAUUAAAAAAAUUAAGAAAUGAAUCUAAAAGAAGACAUGAAUCAGGUUCAGAUCAACCAGCUGGGAUAUUCCCCUUAGCUUUAGGAGUUAUGGAAUUCAUUGAAGCAACGUUAGGUUUUGAACCUGAAGUUAUGGAAAAAGCUAUGAAAACUUUAAAUGAAGCUGAAGCUGCUUCAUUAGUUAAUUCAAAAUAUAAUGUUAAACAUAAUUUAGCAACUUCAUCAAUAUAUCCUCCUGGAACUGAAUUUCAAGUAACUUAUGCUGAACUGACGUUAUUAAAUGCUUUACUUAUGUUAUUAAAAGAAAAUAAUGGUAUGGUUGAAGGGGCAAAAGCUUUAUUUAAAUUAAGAAGAGCUUAUCAAACUUUAGAUUCAAUUUAUCGAAAAAUUAAAGAACUGGAACCUAUUUUUAAUCGAAAUUUAGCUAAAGUUAAACGAGAAGCUCAAACUCUUAAUCGAAGUAUUAGUUCCGUUGAUUUACCAGGAUAUGAAAUCCCUUCUUCAUCAAAUAAUUCUUCAUCAUCAUUACCGGAAGAUCUUAAAUUAAUGAAAGAUUUAGAAAAAGUUUAUCAAAUGAGAAAAUCAAGAAUUGAAGGAACAAAUAUUAAACUUGAUAAUGAACAACCCAUCAAUCUAUAUGAUGGAUUAGAAGUUUCUUCAAAUUAUUUAACUAAGAAAGAUAGUUCAAAAUCAGUCAUCUCAUCAACGGCAUCCACUAAUAAUCAUAACGGUACUAACUCUGACACUCAUUUACAUGUUUCCACCGUUGAUGAAUUCAUUCAUUCUGGAGUUCAAUUAUGUUUUGGUAUCUUACAAGUUGUAUUAUCCUUAAUUCCACCGACUAUUGGGAAAGUACUUUCUAUUGUUGGUUUCAGAGGAGAUAGAGAAACUGGUCUUAAAAUGCUUUGGAGAACAGCCAUCACUAGUCGUAAUAUUCAUGGUGAUCUUGCAUUAUUAUGUUUAUUAGUAUUCUAUGAUGGACCAGUUCAAUUCGUUGAUGUUGGUUUCCAAUUACCUGGUCAUGAAGAUGAAAAUGUAAAAGAAGUAUUAAACAUUGAAACCAGAGCUACGGUAUCAGAUGCUGAAUUAAAUAAAAUCCUUCAAAAUCCAAAUCUUUAUACCCCUCAAAUAUUAUCUAAAGUAAGGAAAAUCUUUCCUCAUAAUGCAUUAUGGUUACUGCAAGAAGGAAGAAUCUUGGCAAGUCAUGGACAAUUAGAAAAAGCUACUCAAUUAAUGCAAAAUUUCACUGAUGAUGAAAACACCAUCAUAAAUAUGCAACAAGUUGAAGCAUUAAUGAUUUUCGAUCGAGCAAUUCUUUAUAGUUUCCAACAUAAUUUCGUGGCGGCCGCUAAGGAUUUCAUUUAUUUAAUUGAAAUUAAUUCGUGGUCGAAGGGAGUUUAUUUAUUCAUGGCUGCCGCAUGUUAUUUAGAACAUUAUAGACUGAUUAAAAUGGGGUUGAUUGAAGUGGAAAAUAAAGAAGAAGAAUUAAUCAAAUAUGAGAAAUUAUUCAUUAAAUAUUUCGAAUUAGCUCCAACUUAUGUCCCUGGUAAUGGUGUUAAUGCUGCAAAGAAGGGUGGUAUUGGUGGAAGUUCAAAACAAAUGCCAUUUGAUAAAUUCUUAUUAAGAAAAGUUAAACAAAUUGAAUCUCGUAAGGCGCAAUAUCCUCAUUUAUCUUUGGUGGAUGUUUGUGGUACUUCUUUAAUCCAUGAAUUGGUUUAUUUCUGGAAUGGAUAUAAUAGAAUGGAUACUAAAAGUUUGGAAAUGUCAGUUAAAUUAUUAGGUUAUUCCGGGGGAAUUUAUGAAGAAUUAUCGGCUAAUACCGAUACUGUUCAAUAUUCUUUAAUUCCUGAAACUGCUGAUGAACUGUAUGGAAGAUAUUUCUUACAAGCUCUUGCUCUUAGACUGUUGGGUAAAGUUGAAGAAGGAUUAGAACUCUUUAAUAACAAGAUUAUUCCUCAUAUUAUCAUUGCUGAAUUACCUCAAUUCAGAUUUCAUAAACUGAUUUAUAGUCCAUAUUUAUAUCCUACUGUGAUGUAUGAAAAAUCAAUGUUUAUUUGGAUGUUAAGUAUUGUGGAAACUGAUAAAGUAAGUCUUAGACAUGCUGUUUCUGAAAGUAAAAGUUGGUUAAAGAGAGCUGAAUUGGUGGGUGAAGGAGAUUAUGAAUUAAGUAAUAGAACUGGUAUGAGAAUUAAAGCUGCUGGUGAUCGUUUAGAUCAAUUGGGUAAAUCAAUACUUUAA
Scheffersomyces coipomensis is the source of this 2406-nucleotide messenger RNA. It is a transcript of the gene IML2, whose product is annotated as Iml2p. Bases 1 to 2406 code for a protein of 801 amino acids. Gene Ontology annotation, cellular component: mitochondrial outer membrane; nucleus; cytosol. Lineage: Eukaryota; Fungi; Ascomycota; Pichiomycetes; Serinales; Debaryomycetaceae. The record is from RefSeq and is a predicted model, not a curated record. The transcript is spliced from 2 exons. Gene Ontology annotation, molecular function: protein binding.